Chenopodium quinoa (quinoa) is the source of this 1844-nucleotide messenger RNA. Its product is annotated as gamma-interferon-inducible lysosomal thiol reductase-like. The record is from RefSeq and is a predicted model, not a curated record. Bases 1030 to 1821 code for a protein of 263 amino acids. The transcript has 5 exons. NCBI's taxonomy places the organism in Eukaryota, Viridiplantae, Streptophyta, Magnoliopsida, Caryophyllales, Amaranthaceae. Gene Ontology annotation, molecular function: oxidoreductase activity, acting on a sulfur group of donors, disulfide as acceptor.
UGGGAGGCUCCUCUUCUCAACUCUUUCAAACUCAACUUCGACGGUUCGGUAAAAAACACCUCAACAGCAGGAGGAGUCAUCAUCAGAAGGUACACCCAUUGCAGCACAAACUUUCAACCUUGGAACCACCAACAUCUUCGUAGCUGAAGCUUUUGGUCUCCACAAGGGAAUCAUCCUCGCCCUCCAACAAGGAAUACAAAAUCUUCACAUUGAAGGGGACAACCUCCUUGUUGUCAACGCAGUGAACGAUAUUUGGUCGAACCCGUGGCAAAUUGAUCACAUUAUAGAAGAUAUCAAGAUCCUACUUCGCAGAUUCCCCCAUUGGGAACUUCGGCAUGUCUACAGAGAAGCAAAUAGAGCAGCAGAUUGGAUUGCACAUGUUGGGCAUCUUAUCACCGACAAAUUGGAUAUUUCAUUUUGUACCUCUUCAACUUUAUACCCCAUUCUCACCUCAGAUGCUUUAGGAUUGCCCCUCGUGAGGAGGGGGUCCUAAUUCUUUCCUUUUUUCUUACCUUAAAAAUAAAAAAAUAAAAAAAUAAAAACAACGAACACUUGAUACAUACUUCAUUUUAGACCAAAAUUAUACUUGUAUUUCAUUACAGAGUACAUUAUGCGUAGUAGUCAAGACCAAACGUAACCAAUUAAUGACACUUCAAUGUGUGAGUUGUGACACCAACUCCAGAAUCCAAAAAACUCAGAUUAAUUUACACAUCUUGUAUGAAUAAAUAUUUUCAUUUACCCCUACUUUCGUACAGUCAGUAAAAAGCACUGUAAACAUUAAAAAUGAAAUAAAAAAAGAAACUAGAAAUGAAAUAAAGAUGGUAAGUAAUCUGAUAUCUACGGAACCAUACGGCAUGUCUAUUUAAACUUUAAAGCACCCUUUCUUCUUUUAUUACACUUUGUUCUUUUCUUCAAUUCAUAUCUAUGCUCUUUACUUCUUUACUCCCUUAAAACUCUGUUUUAUUAAUGUCAUACUCAAAGCUACCCUUAAACUAGCUAGCUUCAUUUACACUCAAUAAGAGUUGUUCAAUGGCUUUUCAUGUGUAUCAUCAAACUUUUCUUUUAUUUUUUCUUCUUCACACAUUUUUCUUUCAGUAUAACUCUUGUUCAUGUUAUGCUCAGAUUUCUGAACUUAAUGAUCAGAAGGUUGAUUUAACUUUGUAUUACGAGACACUUUGCCCGUAUUGUUCCUACUUUAUUGCUCAUGAUUUGGUAAAUCUCUUCUCUAAUGGCCUCAUUUCCAUAGUCAAUCUUAGGUUGGUUCCUUGGGGUAAUGCUGCUGUUGAGCCUUCUGGCUAUUUCCAAUGUCAGCAUGGAUCAGGAGAGUGUUUGCUGAAUGCUGUUGAAGCUUGUACCAUUGAUUCUUAUCCUGAUAUUUACAAGCACUACUUCUUGAUCCAAUGCAUUGAGAGUCUAGCUUAUCAGCAAAGAGAAGCGGAGUGGCAAAGUUGCUUUGAUAAAGUAUCACUUGAUUCCAAGCCUAUCUUUGACUGCUACAAUCAAGGAAAUGGUCGAAUGCUUGAAGUACAGUAUGCAUAUGAAACUAGUCAGCUAAACCCACCUCACGAAUACGUGCCAUGGGUGCUUGUCAACAAUCAGCCACUCCGUGAGGACUACCAAAAUUUCAUCACGUACAUCUGCAAAGCAUACAGAGGCACGUCAAUUCCUGCAGCUUGUAGUUCGGCAGAGUUCAUGAUCAGCUCGUUUGGUGACAAAGCAAUGGAUAUAUCUCAACAGGUGUGCUAUGUAGGAGGCCAGCUGAACUUGACCUCAUUUGUGCCAACUGAAAUUCUUCAGCAGAAUAGAGAAGUAUUCAACUGAAAAGCCAAAAUGAAGCACCAAGU